Molecule: messenger RNA, 1502 nt
Organism: Fundulus heteroclitus (mummichog)
Lineage: Eukaryota; Metazoa; Chordata; Actinopteri; Cyprinodontiformes; Fundulidae
Gene: cipca
Product: CLOCK-interacting pacemaker a
Exons: 4
Coding region: 38-1261 (407 amino acids)
Biological process (GO): negative regulation of DNA-templated transcription; negative regulation of circadian rhythm
Cellular component (GO): nucleus
Source: RefSeq, a predicted model, not a curated record
GGAAACGUUUGAAUACGUUUGACUGUAAGACAAAGUAAUGGUCAUAACCGUUACGGCUAAAAAAAAAAAAGUAACGAACGUUAGCUUCGGAAUCGGCAGUGUCGAACAGCGGCUGGAGUACAAACUUGGAUAUCACUAUAAUCGUAUAUUAGUUUUAAAGAAACGAAUUGCUGUAGAUACCAGGAUGAGCAGUUUUAGCAGACCGGGCACACUAAGAGUGCCACCAUUUACAAGGACACCGCUGUUAAAAAUGUCCAAACAAGACCUGGAGAGAGAUUCGGGCUUCUCAGAUGCCAGCUCAGAGUACCUCAGCGCCGUAGAGGUCACAGACUCGGAAGAUACUGGAAGGAAUGGGUCAAUAAUCGGCCAGGAACCAGCUGGACAGCAGGUGGCUGUGGUGGGAGGAUCAUACCCUGGACUGUCUCCAAUGAUCAUCAUGAACAACUUUGUCCUAAAGGAGCCGUCCUCCAUGGCUCCGCAAGAAAAACAGUGGGGCUUUCCUUCGUCAAUUGAAGUGAUGCCCCAAUCCCAAGUGGUUCUCCUUCAGCCAGUGGUAUCAAACGGGCCCAGCUGCUCUCCGAAGCCCGGCUCUGACAACAUGCGACAGUCAAAAAGCUACACGCCUAUCCUCAAGUCAUACCCCAGAAUUGCCCCUUACCCAGUGGAUACCCCCUCUAAGAGCGUGCGACCAUCAAGGGUGAAUCCGAGCGCAACAACGGGGAAAGACCACCGACAGAUGAGACACCACGACCCCCAGAGGCUUGACAUCACCCUCAGCCCGCUGUCAGCUCUGCAGACGCAAGCUCAGGCUGUCUCCAACUUCGAAGCAUCCACCAACAAAGUUCAGGCUCAGCUGCGUCAGGAGCAACACUCUGACAAAUCUCUCACCGCACCAGCGGAAAGCAGCCCGUCGGCGAGCUACGCGUACGAGGACCUGAGUCCUGUACCUGACACCGGCGACCUGCCCGCAGAGAAAUAUCAGGAUCUCAUCUCCAUGCACAGCAACAAGCUGAAGCGCUUCAGCAACACCUACAACAUUCUCCACAAGUCCGGCCUGCUGGGGAUCACCAUGCGCACAAAGCAGCUGAUGAAAGAGAACAAGCGCACCCAGUGCCAGCUGCACCUGCUUCAGGAGCAAACGGCCCUGCUGCUCGAAGCUCUGAGCAGCGGGGAUCCGCAGCUCUGGACUCAACUCCAGGCCUCUUUGCAGGACACGGAAAAGGAGCAGUACGAGGUCAAAGCUCAGAGGGUCCUAGCGUAACGUGUUUGUGGACGUAACGAGUCGCUCUGAAUCUGGUUUAAGGAGGAUUAAUAAGGAGGUCAUCAGAUGCUGAAUGUGUCACUUUGUUAUGACAAACACUGCUGAGCUUUCAGCAGUUUAUCAGGUGGUUAUUGAUGUACGGUGCCUUGCAAAAAGUUCACAUACCCCUUGAAACUUUUUCACAUUUUGUCACAUUACAACGACAAACAUCAAUUUAUUUAUUUUUUAUUUAUUUUUUUUU